UACAUUGUUACACAGGAAGUAGUAGAGUUGCCUGAAUUCAUCGAGUCUGUUGUAAACGAAUCGUCUGUUUUAUUCCUUUGAGAGUCAAUCAUGGUUUGUGAAAAAUGUGAGAAGAAGCUUGGCCGCGUUAUUACUCCAGACACUUGGAAGGAUGGAGCCAGGAACACCACAGAAAGUGGUGGGCGCAAGUUGAAUGAAAACAAGGCUCUAACAUCUAAAAAAGCAAGGUUUGACCCUUAUGGAAAGUCCCGGUUUGCCACCUGCCGGAUCUGCAAGAGCUCCGUCCACCAGUCGGGGUCAAACUACUGCCAGGGCUGUGCCUACAAGAAAGGGAUCUGCGCCAUGUGUGGAAAGAAGGUUCUGGACACCAAAAACUACAAGCAGACGUCGGUGUGAUUGUGCAGGGCGUGCGUGAUGUAGGAAGUCUCCCCCCCGCCCCCGGCUCCACCGUCUCGUCUGCCAAUUCCACUGCAGUGUGCAUUUGUGAUGCGGCUGCAUGCGCCUGCUUUGUGCAUGACUGGAUGAUUUCUAAAACCCUUCCACGUCCAAUCCCACAGCAGCCAGCACAAGCUACUCACUGCGCUCUCCUGAGUGCCUGACACUCUUCUGUCCAUGUUUCUAAAAGUUCUUUCUCACUAUUAAGUGAAAGAUGUUUGAUAUGUUCAGUAGCUGUGUGCGUGCAGAGAUUUCAGUACGUGAAGAAUGUGUUGCAUUUGUAAAUUGUCGCUGUCAUAUUCUUUCAAAGCAAUACCUAGGUUUAAACUGUUCUAUCAGCAACACAAUAGCAAAAAGUUGUGAUAUUGGUGUGUAAAUGUUCAAUUAUCGAAAUGCUGUUUUAUUUUAGGUGCAGUAAAUGAUGAUUUUUACCAUGUAGGGCUUUUCAGUUUUAGAUGUGUGCACUUGUAACUUGGCCCAAUAUGGACGUGUUGCACCUCUAAGCCUUUUUGAGGUUUAUUGAAAUGACUACAGGAUACACUGUCCUUUGAGGACAAAUCAUAUCUUACUUGUAAUUAAGGCAUAUGCUGUCAGUUAAUUUCCUCUGUACUCCUGUCUCAAUAUGCAUCACACAGACUUGCACACUAACACUUACAUCACAGGUCUCCACAGGUCUGUAUAUGCACAAACCGUAGAUGACUUAAUAGCGGGAGUAGAGGAAACUUAAAAUACUUACAAAUUAGAGGAGCAGUAGGGAAAAAGGUCACGUACCUAGGUUUUCUGUCAAAGGUACUGAUUCUGACAUUUAAAUGCCAGUUUAGCCCCAAAGCCAAACACGAUGUUGCCCCCGUCUCAUAUCUGUAAAUGUUUAGCCACUGGCCCUAAUCUAAUAAGCUGCCGCGCAACAUCUACAGAGUCCCUAGAUAAUAAAAUAAAAAUAGAAAAAGGCCAAAAGGUACAACAGAAGCAAUAUUACAGUAAUUUUACUGACAUUCACUGGUAUCAGCAUUUCUGCUGCUAGUCUCUAAAGUGGUUUUUAGGGUUCUAGAAGCACUCUAGUUCUUUAAGCUUUGCAGGUCUGCAAUACUGUUUGGGUGUAUCAAUCAAAGGGGUUUGACUUAGAUUUUUGGUAACACAUUUUGAGGCAGUGUUACUGUUAUUUUUUACUUUAGGCAUUUUUAUUACAAGUACAAGUAGAGCAAAUAAUGUUAUUUGGUAUAUAUCAUUUAUAUCUUAACACUGAAUAAAUUGCUGUGUGAGUUACACUGACUGUAUUUCCUCUAAAUAAAGGUCCCACUUUGUGUUGAAUAAUGUAGCAUUCCCUAUCUUUGUCGUGAGGAAAGAAUACUCACUGCCUGGAGUACCGCCUUCAGGUGGGCACACAUUUUUGAAUAGCAGACGUUUUACUGAAGCAGUUCAGAUCAGUUAACUUGGUGUAAUUUGAACGUUCAGCCUUCUGGGUCCUUGUCCAGGGCUCUGCACCUUUGCGCCACUG
Molecule: messenger RNA, 1930 nt
Organism: Megalops cyprinoides (Indo-Pacific tarpon)
Lineage: Eukaryota; Metazoa; Chordata; Actinopteri; Elopiformes; Megalopidae
Gene: cript
Product: cysteine-rich PDZ-binding protein
Exons: 5
Coding region: 91-396 (101 amino acids)
Biological process (GO): cytoplasmic microtubule organization
Cellular component (GO): dendrite
Molecular function (GO): PDZ domain binding; microtubule binding
Source: RefSeq, a predicted model, not a curated record